Molecule: messenger RNA, 3313 nt
Organism: Ostrinia furnacalis (Asian corn borer)
Lineage: Eukaryota; Metazoa; Arthropoda; Insecta; Lepidoptera; Crambidae
Product: transmembrane and coiled-coil domains protein 2-like
Exons: 16
Coding region: 350-2125 (591 amino acids)
Cellular component (GO): endomembrane system
Source: RefSeq, a predicted model, not a curated record
CUGUCGAAAAACUUUACAAGUUUUGCGUUCAUCGUCCAUCCCACACGUCUUUUUCUAUUCCGUUGUUUUCUGUCAUUUUAUUACAUUCGUAAUCUUGGGAUUAAAUAAUUCUGUGGUGUAAAAGUUUCGUAAAACAUGCAUGAAAAGACUGUUGUGUAAUAAGUAAACGUCCUUACUAAACUAAGAAUACCGUGCUGAUAAGUGAAUGUAAAAAAGAAGGAAUGGCGAGACCGACGCCGCCCGAUGCCUCGUCAACGAAACCGUUAUGAAUUGACGCGAGAGCAUUACGAAGCCAGUUCCUUGUUAUGUCUGUGAUCCCGGCUUAGCUUGUGAUAGUAUUGUGAUAGAUAUGGAUACCCUGCACGUGGUGCAUGCCCACAGCAAGGGCUCCAGUCGGAGCCAGUCGCCGUCGACAGCAGACCUGGCGAGGGACCCGGCGGUGGUGACGGACGAUGCCGUCAUCAGGUCCAGGGUCCAGUCGCCUUCGAGCGUGCACCAUGUCGUCAGUGAGCCGUCUUCGACGUCGUCAUCAAGGCAUGGGGAGAGGCCACAUCACGUCAAGUCGCACUCGAGGGACCUCGGCAACAGUCCCCUGUCUGCUAACACCACCGGCAAUAGCACCAGAGAUCUGGAAGACUCCCCACAGAAGAAGAUACUUUCCAGCGUGAUAGCUCCUGGCGACUACUCGAGCGCGGUGUUCAGUCCUAACGUUUCGUACGCGUUAUCUUCGGCAGACGAAUACGGCUCACCGGCGUAUAGAGGUCAAGACGGCGAUUACACUAAUCAAGAUGAGAACGAUGGUGGCACCAGUGUGACGUCAUCAAAGGCGUUAGCUGCCAUUGCGCACCUCAACUCCAAGAUUGAACGCACGAAGGACUUGAUACGGUUCGAACAGACUAUUAGGGAUGAUAACGUAAAUGAAUACUUGAAACUGGCAGCGAACGCUGACAAGCAGCAGUUACAGCGCAUCAAAGCGGUUUUCGAAAAGAAAAACCAGAAGAGUGCGCUCUGUAUAGCUCAGUUACAGAAGAAGUUAGAAGGCUACAACAAACGCAUCAAGAACUGGGAGCAACAUGGCACAAGUGGGCAGGCGCACAGACAACCGAGGGAAGUGCUACGAGACAUGGGACAAGGACUGAAAAACGUGGGCGGCAACAUUCGUGACGGCAUCACGGGUCUCGGAGGAAGCGUAAUGGCGGCGCCGCGGGAGUUCGCACAUCUCUUCUCGCGGUCCAACCGCUUCGGAUCGGCCGAUAACAUCGCGCAGCUGGCCGAGAACACGGGCCCUUCGAACGCGUCGUCGGAAGGCUCGCGCGCGUCCGAGGCCGGCGAGGCCAACGCUCCGCGCGGCUCCACCCUGCCCCGCGCGGCCACCUCCCCCGCGCCCAAGUACUCGCCCGACGCCUCGCCCAGCUCCUCCGUCACCAGCGAGGGAGCGCCAUACCCGACGCAAAGCGGUUCCAACAACAUCUCUGAAGCAACGUUCACGAUCAAGCCGAUACUCAACGAACUGCGCGAGCGCCGCGAGGACUACGAGCGACUGGCCGAGAAGAUUGACGCGCUCAAGAACUUGUCACAAGAGGUGUCAUUCCUAUCGGCCGCGCUUCAGGAAGAACGCUUCAAGACGGAGCGGCUAGAGGAGCAAAUCAAUGAUCUCACUGAACUACACCAAAACGAGGUGGAAAAUUUAAAACAAGCGUUGACUGACGUAGAAGAGAAAGUGCAAUACCAGAGCGAGGAGCGGAUACGAGAUAUCCACGAAGCGCUCGACCUCUGCCAGACUAAAAUUAGCAAACUAGAGCAAUGGAUGGCAGGCGGCGGCGGCGGCGGCGUGGCGGGCGGCGGCGGCGACACCGGCGGCGCCGCCGCGCUCCCGCCGCGCCUGCUGCUCGUCAAGCUGCUCAACGUGGCGCUCACAUUGCUCCAGCUGGCCCUACUGCUGGUGGCCACCGUGGCUGGGGUGGCCAUGCCCUUCCUGCGCACCAGAGUGCGCGUGCUAACCACAAGCCUGGCAGUAAUGGUGGGUGUUAUGGUGCUGAAGCAAUGGCCGGAGGUCACGCAGCUGUCGGAAGCGCUGGUGCGCCGCCUCAAGGAGUACAUCCUCGACUCGCGCCACGACAGGUAAUGGGCGGACGGGGGGAGGGCGGUACCUGCUGAGGGGAGAGGGAAUGACACGUGCUCUGUCACGUGACAGGGGAUGACACGUGUGUUGUCACAUGACAGAGAGGAAUAGCAAGCGCAUUGUCACGUGACAGGGUGUAUGACACGUGCAUCGUCACGUGACAGGGGACGAAUGAUUCAUGCAUUAUCACGUGACAGGGAGAAUGACACGUGCUCUGUUACGAGACAGGGGAGUGACACGUGUGUUGUCACGUGACGGGUGAAUGACACGUGCAUUGUCACGUGACAGGGAGAAUGACACGUGCUCUGUUACGUGACAGAGGAUAGACACGUGUGUUGUCACGUGACGGGUGAAUGACACGUGCAUUGUCACGUGACAGGACGAAUGACACCUGCAUUGUCACGUGACAGGGGGAAUGAUACCUGCAUGUCACGCGACAGGGUGAAUGACACGUGACAGGGAGGAAUGACACGUACUGUUGUCACGUGGCAAGAGGCAUGACACGUGCAUUGCCACGUGACAGGGUGAAUGACACCUGCAUUGUCACGUGUCAGGGUGAAUGAUAAGUGACAGGGAGAAAUGAGGGAGUAGGUAAUAUUGCGCAAGUGCCCUGCCAUUUCCUCAGCAUUAACUCGUUACUCAGCGGUUACUGCCCGACUAUUCACGUUUGCCUUAUGUGACAAGAGGGGUGGUGUGGCGGGAUUAUGUUGUAUAUCAUAUGUCAAAACGAUCGUUACAUUAUGUAAUUUUCUAUGGUCUAUAGCAAUAAUAUUUUUUUAAAUAAAAAAUUACUUGAGGACGUCAAAAAAUGUCAUCGAUUUCAAGAGUGGUCGCGCCCUGUCAAGGCAAACGCCUUUGGCGGGCUAUUUCUGACAGCAGCAUAGGCCAAUGACAGAUCGCGUGAACUGUCAUGGGUCGUCGUUGGCCUAUGAUCGCGCCAGCGAUGGCGAUCUGCAAAUCUUUACUUAACAAAUUGCCUUAAACCUUUUUUUAAUACAGUCAAAUGUCUCUUUGCCUAAAAUUUUUGUUUCGACAGUCUGUCAAAUCGCUGUCAAAAAAUAAAAUAUGACGUUUAUUCCGUGAAACUUAGAUCGUAGUGUAACAUCUGUCCUUUAUAAUCAUUUCCGUCCGUUCGCACUCUAUGACGUACAGCAUAAGCCCCGCCCACUCAGAUGUAGCGUUACAGGUCCA